This is a messenger RNA of Gymnogyps californianus (California condor), 3251 nucleotides long. It is a transcript of the gene BTBD9, whose product is annotated as BTB domain containing 9. Gene Ontology annotation, biological process: circadian behavior; modulation of chemical synaptic transmission; adult locomotory behavior. The coding region runs from base 56 to 1999 and encodes 647 amino acids. The record is from RefSeq and is a predicted model, not a curated record. The transcript is spliced from 11 exons. NCBI's taxonomy places the organism in Eukaryota, Metazoa, Chordata, Aves, Accipitriformes, Cathartidae. Gene Ontology annotation, molecular function: protein binding.
AUGUUGUUGAAUAGCGUUUCUAUGAGCUUGCUGUUCAAUCUGUCUGUUGUUCAGAAUGGCAAAGAACCCUAAUUUUCAGGAAGUUGGUCAUCUGCCUACAGGCUACGUCCACUGUAGAUCUUCAGAUAGCUUUACUGGCUACCAAUAUCACCAUCCCUCCAAGAUGAGUAACAGCCAUCCGCUUCGUCCUUACACAGCUGUGGGUGAGAUUGACCACGUUCACAUUCUGUCAGAGCAUAUUGGUGCUCUAAUGAAUGGGGAAGAAUAUAGUGACGUUACCUUUAUUGUAGAAAAGAAACGUUUUCCGGCACACAGAGUGAUCCUGGCUGCUAGGUGCCAUUAUUUCAGAGCAUUAUUGUAUGGCGGAAUGAGAGAAUCUCAGCCUGAAGCAGAAAUUCCUCUUCAGGACACCACUGCAGAAGCAUUUACCAUGCUGUUGAAAUAUAUUUACACUGGUCGUGCUACACUACGAGAUGAGAAAGAGGAGGUUCUCCUAGACUUCCUAAGCCUAGCACAUAAAUAUGGGUUCCCAGAACUGGAGGAUUCCACGUCUGAGUAUCUUUGCACAAUACUUAAUAUUCAGAACGUCUGUAUGACAUUUGAUGUUGCCAGUCUUUAUUCCCUUCCCAAAUUAACUUGUAUGUGCUGUAUGUUCAUGGAUAGAAAUGCCCAAGAGGUGCUCUCCAGCGAAGGCUUCCUAUCGCUUUCUAAGGCUGCUCUUCUAAGUAUUGUACUGAGGGACUCAUUUGCAGCUCCUGAGAAGGACAUUUUCCAAGCUUUGAUGAAUUGGUGUAAACAUAACCCCAAGGAAAACCAUGCUGAAAUCAUGCAAGCAGUGCGUUUGCCACUAAUGAGUCUAACAGAACUACUAAAUGUUGUAAGACCUUCUGGAUUGUUGUCACCUGAUGCCAUUCUAGAUGCCAUUAAGAUUCGUUCUGAGAGUCGGGACAUGGACCUCAACUACAGGGGCAUGUUAAUACCAGGGGAAAAUAUUGCAACAAUGAAGUAUGGAGCACAGGUUGUAAAAGGGGAGCUGAAGUCUGCUUUAUUAGAUGGGGAUACUCAGAACUAUGACCUGGAUCAUGGCUUCUCUCGACACCCCAUCGAUGAUGACUGCCGUUCUGGAAUUGAAAUUAAACUAGGCCAGCCGUCAAUAAUCAACCACAUACGAAUACUCCUGUGGGACAGAGAUAGUCGGUCUUAUUCCUACUACAUUGAGGUGUCCAUGGAUGAGUUAGACUGGAUUCGGGUUAUCGAUCACUCUAAAUACCUCUGUCGGUCCUGGCAGAACCUGUAUUUUCCUGCCCGUGUCUGCAGGUAUAUUCGAAUUGUUGGGACCCACAACACAGUGAACAAAGUUUUCCAUAUUGUGGCAUUUGAAUGCAUGUUCACGAACAAAACCUUUACUCUUGAGAAAGGUCUGAUAGUUCCCACUGAAAAUGUUGCAACAAUUGCAGACUGCGCCAGUGUGAUUGAGGGUGUAAGUCGCAGUCGCAAUGCCUUAUUGAAUGGAGACACAAAAAACUAUGAUUGGGAUUCUGGGUACACAUGCCAUCAGCUUGGGAGUGGAGCUAUUGUAGUACAGCUAGCACAGCCCUACAUGAUUGGAUCAAUACGGUUGCUACUUUGGGACUGUGAUGAUCGGAGCUACAGCUACUACAUUGAGGUUUCAACGAAUCAGCAGCAGUGGACUAUGGUGGCCGAUCGCACAAAAAUUUCCUGCAAAUCCUGGCAAACAAUCACUUUUGAUAAACAGCCUGCAUCUUUUAUCAGAAUAGUCGGAACUCACAACACAGCUAAUGAGGUGUUUCACUGUGUGCAUUUUGAGUGCCCAGCACAAAACAGUACCCACAAGGAUGAGAGUAGUAAGGAAGUGGCAACAACAGAGGUGGGGACUGGUGGACAACAGCUUGUUUCUCGCCCUGUUCGAGCUGCAAGCACUAGUUCCCUGCAUUCCCCUCCUGGAUCCACCUUGCGUUCACAAGCUCACCAACCGUAAAGGAGAUUGAAAGGGAGCUUUUGCAGCCCCGCUGACAUUAUAUGAAAUUAUUCAGAACCUUCUUGUGCUGGCACCUUUUCUUUCUUUGUGAACAAAGGGGACCAUGUCUGAAAGCUGGAAAUGCUGAAAUGGAAAAGGCUUUUCCCAAGGACAUGAAGAGACUGCUUCACUCUCCUCAAUUUGUUCAAAUCAGGCUGGUCUCCGAGGGGGGAGAAAAUAGGUCUUCAAUCUUCAUCAAGUACCCCAUUAACACCCUACCUCUCUAAUCUAACCAAGGCAAGGAGAACAGAAGGAAAUAAAAGGCAGAGCUACAGUGGAAAUCUAAAAUGACUCGAGCAGAAUGAAACACAUAUGAAAUAAGUAUUUGUUCCCUGAAGGCUUCCAUUAGCAAAGAAAAUGUUUAUGGAACACAUCAGUCCAGAAUAUAUGUUAUUUUUAAAAGUUAUUCUUCAUUCAUAUUCCUUUGUAACUAGUAAUCUGUUCUCUAGAUUGUUUUGACUCUGUAUUCCACUUUGUCUCUUAUUUUUGGCUGUAGCAAAUGCUGUGCAGUAGAUUAAGGAAGUAUCAAACAUGUUUACCUGCUGAGAUGCAAAUUCCCUCAUUCAUCAGUGGGAUGACAAGAAAAGCCUUCAUGAUAUCAACAAACUAAUUAAUGGAUGCUAUAUUAAUCUUGACCUUAGUUGACUUUUCAAAGUACAAAAUUAUCAUUUCUUGCACUCAGAAAGAAAAUUCCUAAAUCAAGCAUCUGUCUUGAAGAAAAACAUAUUUUUCGCUCCUGAAGAUGAUUACUUAAAUUUUACCUGUAUUUCUAAGAAGACUUGCAACAGAUCAUCAAAAAUGUUUGGUUUAGAAAAGUGGAACUGCAUCUGGUCGCUGACAAGCAGUUGUUCAGAAUACAAAAAGAAGAAUUUGCAGAUACUUAUUUUUUUUCCAAGAAAAAAAUGUUUUACAGUCUGGAGCUAAAAAUUCAAAGGCUGUGUGUGCAUAAACUUUUCUCAUAAUCUUCAUAAAAUAUGAUGCUUUUACACUGUAUUGUAAAAGAUCUGGCUCUUACUUUACAAUCACAGAAUUCGUUAUCCAUCUAUGUCUGUCUGGGUUACAUUGCCUGCUACUUUGCUGAUUCUAAGUGUUUCCACACUGAUGAUGAUGCAGUCUCUUACUGUCCAGAUCUACAUGACUUUUAGGAAGAGCUCCAUGUUGGUCUUUCAGUGUGGGAUAAAGUGGUUUUGUAUUAAGACAAACGCUGAUGUAA